GUGGGGGGACCAAGCGUGACUCUCAAAAUCUACUCAUUCUCUCUCUCUCUCUCUCUCUCUCUCUCUCUCUCUCCUCUAAAAAAUCAGCUCUGAAUGCAUAGGAGCAAAAAGAAAAGGGCGUCGUCUUCUCCGUCUUCGUCUUCGUCUCCGUCUUCAGGAGAUUGUCCGACUGGUUCGGCUCCCUUUUUCCGGGAAUCCUCUCCUUUCUUUUGUUCUUUGCGGAUUUCGACGAUGUCCCGGAUUUUCGAGGGCAGAUUGAGAUUCUGAACAAAGACAGGAUUUUUCUUUUUUUCCUCCAUCUCUCUCGGGGGCCGGUCAAAAGUUGGACUCGAGGGAAGUGUAAAAUGGAAGGCGACGCAUUCUCUGGGUUCGGCGGUGGGGCUCACCACCACCAGAUAGACACCAAGAUAUUGCAGACCUUCCAGAAGAGCUUCGUGCAGGUGCAGGACCUACUGGACCAGAACAGGCGCCUGAUCAACGAGAUAAACCAGAACCAAGAGUCCCGGGUCCCCGACAGCCUGAGCCGGAACGUGGGGCUGAUCCGCGAGCUCAACAACAACAUCCGGAGGGUGGUCGACCUCUACGCCGGUCUGUCGAGCAACUUCGCCAAGUCCAUGGACGCUUCUUCUGAGGGUGACUCCAGUGGCGGCGCUCUGAGAUCAGACGCCAAAGCUGGGCUCAAGAGAAACAGACCUGCAUAGACAGAUUCAAGAAAGCAAAAACAAAAAAGUCGUACCCUUUUGCUUAUUCUCUCUGUAGUUUUGAUGGGAUGAAGUCAGAUGAAGAAAGCAGAAGAAGGAGAAGAAGAAGAAGAAGAAGAAGAAAGUGGGGUUCUUGGGUGCGUGGUGGUAGAAUGUGGUUUUAUUAAGUGCUUGAUCCAUCAUGAAGUCACUGGAGUGGCUCUGAACUGUGUCUCUUGCGGUUCUGUUUUCACCCCCUGAUUCAUCCGUACUUCCUUCUUCACUAGGAGGAGAAUAAUUGUUCCAAAGAG
Messenger RNA from Rhodamnia argentea, 991 nucleotides. RefSeq names its product protein ELF4-LIKE 4-like. The transcript is spliced from 2 exons. The record is from RefSeq and is a predicted model, not a curated record. Gene Ontology annotation, biological process: positive regulation of circadian rhythm; entrainment of circadian clock. The coding region runs from base 345 to 701 and encodes 118 amino acids. Lineage: Eukaryota; Viridiplantae; Streptophyta; Magnoliopsida; Myrtales; Myrtaceae.